Musa acuminata subsp. malaccensis (wild Malaysian banana) is the source of this 2872-nucleotide messenger RNA. RefSeq names its product QWRF motif-containing protein 2-like. The record is from RefSeq and is a predicted model, not a curated record. Gene Ontology annotation, molecular function: microtubule binding. NCBI's taxonomy places the organism in Eukaryota, Viridiplantae, Streptophyta, Magnoliopsida, Zingiberales, Musaceae. Gene Ontology annotation, cellular component: nuclear microtubule; centrosome; cytoplasm. Gene Ontology annotation, biological process: spindle assembly; centrosome cycle.
UGUCCAACAACUGUAAUCUACUCUAUCAAUGCUUUGGAUCCUGAAAGGAAGGGAAGGGGGAAGAGAAGGGAAACAGCAUCUAUGCCCUCUUCAGAAGCCUGUCUGUCUGUCUUCCCCUCCCUCCAUGCCACCCAACUCCUCUGCCCUUUAACACUGCAACCUUCAUCUCCCUUCCUUUGGCCCCAUUUAUUACAGUUCAUGUGUUGCUCACUGUUGCCACACCAAACACCAUUCUGGGUUGCCUUCUCUCUUACUCUAUUAGUCCACUGUGCACUCUCUGUAUUUUUACUGCUUGAACUCUGAUCCCAAUGCACAGAUACACACUCUCCCAGUGCUAUCUUAGCAGAGCAGCAAAACCUUGCAUUACUUAACAGCAAAACCACACUAACACAACUAACAAAAGCUUUAGCAAUAUAGUGUGCGUCUCUGUAAGAGAGAGAGAGAGACAGAGACCGGUCUCUUCUCUCUUAGAUGCAAAUCCUCUCUCUCUCUCUCUCACACACACACACACACACAAGCAUACACUCUACUCUGCUUCACACUCUUCUUUGUUUCCUCUCAUUCUUAUAAUUCUCCUCCUCCGAGUAGUGCUGGAGUCCGGUGCUCCGCUGGUUGCGUAACCCCCUUCCCGUGCUUCCGAUUGCUAUAAUUCGAGAGGGAAGCCGGAGAUCGAGGUAGGGCGGCGAGAUCGAUGGUGGCCGCGGUCCCGGCAGCUGCCACCAACACCGCCGCCGCUUCCCGGAAUGCUCCCCGCCACCAUAAGAACACUUCGCCGCCUCCCCAUCGUGAUGAUCUCCAGAACCCUCGCCGCUCGCCACUGAUCCCCUCCGAAAAGGACAAUGCUGCUGCCGGCACGAGGCGGCCUCGCGUCAAGGAGAUCACUUCCCGGUACCUCUCGUCUUAUAGUUCCUCCUCGUCCUCUACCUCCACCUCAUAUUCCACCGCCACUACCUUCUCUUCCUCGAGCGCUUCGUCCGGCUCGCGGCGCUUCCCGUCGCCGCUGGUGACCCCCCGGUACUCCACGCCGAUGGCAUUGCCCCAAUCGACUGCUCAGAAGCGAUCCCUCUCCGUAGAUCGGGCUCGGCCUUCCACGCCGCAGACCGAUCCCCGCCCGACCCCGGCGGAGCCCUCUGCCGCCGCGCGCACCCUCUGCAAGACGACGCGGAGCCUCUCUGUCUCGUUCCAGGGGGAGUCCUUUUUCUACCAGACUAGCCGCGCUAGGGCGGUCUCCCCCAGCCCCUCCCGAAAGCCUACUCCCGAGCGGCGGCGAGCUAAUGCUUCUCCCGCCGCUCCAGCGAAGGCGGGUGACAAUUUGGAGAACUCUAGGCCCUUUGACAACCACCACCGAUGGCCCGCCUCCAGAGCCCGGCCGUCAAAUCCGUCGAUGAGGAGCUCGAAUUGUUCAUCUGAGAAGAAAGAACCGAUCUUGGCCACCGUCAGGUUGCUCCAGCAGUCGAUGAUGUUUGAUGAUAGUGCGAGAAGGGCUUCGUUUGAUGGCGGUGAUCUCUCAGCUUCAUCCGAUACUGAUAGUGUGUCCUCUGGCAGCAAUUCUGGGGCGCUAGAGUUCAGUGUGCCUCCCAGGGCAAAGGUGACUUCCCGGGGAAUCAGUGUCCCAGCAAGAUUGUGGCAGGAGACAAACGGCCAGAUGCGCCGCUAUCCUGAAACUUGUUCUCCACUAUCUUCGCCAGAUUCAAGACCAAGGAUGGGGGUGGUCAAGAAAUUGUUGGUGGAUAGCCCAUCGUCUUCUCCGAGGUCUGUUUCUUCACCACUCCGUGGACCCAUGAGACCUUCUUCCCCGAGUAAGCUUGUGGCUUCACCAUCAAGGGGUAUGGCUAGUCCUUUGCGGGCAAGGAGUAAUGUAUCGAUGAGCACCUCUCCUGUUUGUCAACCAGGCAAUGCACCUUCGAUUAUAAGCUUUGCUGCUGAAGUUCGGAGAGCAAAGAAGGGGGAGAAUAGAAUUGAGGAGGCUCACACGUUGAGGCUGCUCGAUAACCGGCAUUUACAAUGGCGAUGUGUUAAUGCCAGGGCUAAUGCUGCACUGCUAGUGCAGAAACUAACUGUAGAGAAAAACUUAUAUGAUGCAUGGAUAACUACCUCAAAGUUGCGUGAUUCCAUCACUAUUAAAAGGAUCAAGCUACAAAUUCUGACACAGAACUUAAAGCUAAUUUCCAUUCUUAAGGAGCAAAUGGUCUAUCUGGAGGAGUGGUCUCUCAUGGAGCAAGACCAUUCGAGCUCAUUAUCAGGAGCUACUGAAGCAUUGAAAGCUAGCACACUCCGUCUUCCCAUAGUUAACGGAGCCAAGGCAGACAUCAUUGAAGUUAAAGAUGCUAUUGGUUCAGCAGUUGAUAUGAUGCAAGUAAUAGGCUCUUCAAUUUGCUCUCUGCUGUCAAAGGUAGAAGGAACGAGUAACUUGGUGUCUGAAAUUACAAAUGUGGCUGCACAAGAGCGGGUGCUUCUUGAUCGAUCGAGAUCUCUCUUGUCCACUGUAGCAGCAUUGGAUGUAAAGCAUUGUAGCCUGCAAGGGCAGUUAAUACAGCUAAAAGGAAAAGCCAGCCAGAUACAAACACAGAGCAGAUACUUUUACCAGCCUUGUGAUCACUAACAUCACAGCAAGCUCUUCUUUUUCUAACUGGAGAGUGGCAAAAGAAAUAAAGCAUGAAUGAAGUAUUGGUUUGCAUGGUGGAAAGCUAUUACUACCUGUCUAUCCCUGGCUGAUUUGUGUAUUUUCUUUUGUUCUCUCUCUCUCUCUCUCUCUCUCAACCUUUUUUUUCUUUAUGGGUUAUGUGUAUCAUCACCAUAUUGUUGGCCUCUUUCGCAGCAGGAAUUAGAUUGCCUUAGUACAUAAUGCUAAUCAAAGAAAAGCUUCUUAUUA